Molecule: messenger RNA, 711 nt
Organism: Acanthosepion pharaonis
Lineage: Eukaryota; Metazoa; Mollusca; Cephalopoda; Sepiida; Sepiidae
Source: the annotation of a GenBank genome assembly
AUGCCUCUUUUGAAUGUUAAUGAUAAUACCUUCUUCUUCUUCUUCUUCUUCUUCCUCUUCUUCUUCUUCUUCACCUUUUCUUCUUCUUCUUCCUUUUCUCUCCUUUUCCUUCAUUUAACUUUUCUUCUUUUUUCCUCUUCUUCGUUUUCUUUCUUUCCUUUUUUCUUCUUCGUCCUUUUCUUUCUUUCUUACUUCUUAAUCUCGAUUUUCUCUCUUCUUUUCUUUUCCUUCUUCUUCCUUUUUUUAAUCUACUUCUUUCUUUCUUUCUGUUUUUGUAACUUUAUCCUCCUCUUCUUUCUUUCUACCUUUUCUUUCUUCUUCCUUCCUUUCCUUCUUUCUUCAUUUCUCUCUUCUUCCUUUUCUUCUUUUUCGUUUUCAUUCUUUUUCCUUUUGAUUCUUCUCCGUUUUCUUAUUUAUUUAUUUCUGUUUAAUCCUUUUUCUUUCCUCUUUUCUUUUUUUUUUUUUUGUUCAUUUUUUUCUCUUAUUUUUUUUUUAUUUUUUUCAUUUUAUUCUUUUCAUUUCUUUUUCUUCCCAUCUUCCUCUUCUUCUUUCUUGAAAAAUUUUUUUUCUUUCUUUUUUCUUUACUUCUUCUUUUUCUUCUUCUUCCAUCCUUUCUUUCUCUCUUUCCUCAUUAAAAAAAGACAAUUUUUAUUUUUUCCUUCUUUCUUUAUAUUCUUAACAGAUUUUUUAAAAAUUUUCUUCUUCUUUUAA